GGCCCAACUCCCCUUCUUCAUCACUUGUGUGCUCCACUGUUCCUUGAUCAUACUCCAAUCAAAAAGAUGGCAGAAAUCAUGAAAGUCCACGGAAGCGUCCUCUCAACAGCUGCACAACGAGUUUUUGCUUGCCUUUAUGAGAAGGAGCUUGAGUUUGAGUUAAUUCCUGUCAACAUGGCGGCAGGGGAGCACAAGAAAGAGCCAUUCCUUGCCCUCAAUCCAUUUGGUCAAGUCCCGGCUUUUGAACACGGAGAUCUUAAGCUCUUUGAAUCAAGGGCAAUCACUCAACACAUUGCCCAUGGGUAUGCAGACAAGGGGACUCCGCUUGUUCUCCCAGGCAAGCAGAUGGCAAUAUUAUCAGUGUGGAUGGAGGCUGAGGCUCACCAAUUUGACCCAGUAGCUUCAAAGCUGAACUGGGAACUAAUUUUUAAGCCAAUGUUUGGAAUUCCCACGGAUAAUGCAGCGGUGGAGGAAAACGAGGCUAAGCUCGGUAAGGUUCUCGAUAUCUACGAGUCAAGGUUGGCUCAGUCCAAGUACUUGGGAGGCGAUAUCUUCACCUUGGCUGAUUUGCACCAUAUCCCCAACAUAUCUUACGCGAUGAGGACACAGGUGAAGAAGCUAUUUGAUUCUCGACCCCAUGUUAGCGCAUGGGUAGCGGAUAUCACCUCGAGGCCAGCUUGGUCCAAGGUCGUUGCCAUGAACAAGUAAAAUUAAAGCAGCUGCUAUCCACUGAGUCACAAUAAAUGAUUGGUAGCCAUAGUGCCCCUGAAUAAGGUCUUUCUGUGUUCCUGAUGAUCUUUUUAUCUUGCUUUUUUGUUGAGACUUAAAUCCUCUAGUCGAGGACUAAUUCUCUCGUCGCUGUUGAAUUUGUAUGGCACGAUGGCUUUGUAUUUUGUCGGUGGGCUUUUCCAAUUCAGUCCUCUUUCAAGUUUUUUUUUUUUU
Populus euphratica (Euphrates poplar) is the source of this 942-nucleotide messenger RNA. RefSeq names its product glutathione S-transferase-like. Gene Ontology annotation, biological process: glutathione metabolic process. Bases 67 to 708 code for a protein of 213 amino acids. The transcript is spliced from 3 exons. Gene Ontology annotation, molecular function: glutathione transferase activity; glutathione binding. Gene Ontology annotation, cellular component: cytoplasm. NCBI's taxonomy places the organism in Eukaryota, Viridiplantae, Streptophyta, Magnoliopsida, Malpighiales, Salicaceae. The record is from RefSeq and is a predicted model, not a curated record.